This is a messenger RNA of Nanorana parkeri, 3616 nucleotides long. RefSeq names its product transducin-like enhancer protein 1. The coding region runs from base 53 to 2284 and encodes 743 amino acids. NCBI's taxonomy places the organism in Eukaryota, Metazoa, Chordata, Amphibia, Anura, Dicroglossidae. Gene Ontology annotation, cellular component: nucleus; transcription regulator complex. Gene Ontology annotation, biological process: regulation of DNA-templated transcription; negative regulation of canonical Wnt signaling pathway. The transcript is spliced from 21 exons. Gene Ontology annotation, molecular function: protein binding; transcription corepressor activity. The record is from RefSeq and is a predicted model, not a curated record.
AAAGUCGUCGAGAAUUGAUCUUCACAGGGGCAAAGCUGCGGCUGGGAGAGCCAUGUUUCCCCAGAGCAGACACCCGACGCCACACCAGGCCGCAGGCCAGGCAUUUAAAUUUACCAUCCCUGAAUCCUUAGACCGGAUUAAAGAAGAAUUCCAGUUUCUCCAAGCUCAGUAUCACAGCCUUAAAUUGGAAUGUGAAAAACUAGCGAGUGAAAAGACAGAAAUGCAGAGGCACUAUGUUAUGUAUUAUGAGAUGUCUUAUGGACUUAAUAUUGAGAUGCACAAACAAACAGAAAUUGCCAAGCGACUGAACACAAUUUGUGCACAAAUCAUCCCAUUUCUUUCUCAGGAACAUCAACAACAGGUGGCUCAAGCCGUAGAGCGUGCCAAACAAGUGACAAUGGCAGAGUUGAAUGCCAUCAUCGGGCAGCAGCAGUUGCAAGCUCAACAUUUAUCCCAUAGUCAUGGACCACCAGUGCCUCUCACUCCACAUCCUUCAGGACUUCAGCAAUCUGGCAUUCCUCAAUUGGGAAGCAGUGCAGGCCUUCUUGCCCUUUCUAAUGCUCUAGGCGGCCAGUCUCACCUUUCCUUAAAAGAUGACAAGAAACAUCAUGACACAGACCAUCACAGAGAGAGAGAGCCAGGAACAAGUAACUCUCUGUUGGUUUCUGACAGCCUCCGAGGCACAGAUAAACGGAGGAAUGGCCCAGAAUAUUCUAAUGACCUUAAAAAGAGGAAAGUGGAUGAUAAGGAUUCUAGCCACUAUGACAGCGAUGGGGACAAAAGUGAUGACAAUCUUGUUGUUGAUGUGUCAAAUGAGGAUCCAUCUUCUCCAAGAGCAAGCCCAGCUCACUCACCGCGAGAGAAUGGUAUUGAUAAGAGCCGAUUAAUGAAGAAAGAUGCUUCUAGUAGCCCAGCCUCCACUGCAUCUUCAGGCAGCUCAACAUCUUUGAAAUCUAAAGAAAUGAGCCUGCAUGAAAAAGCCAGCACGCCUGUUCUGAAAUCAAGCACGCCAACUCCUCGUAGUGAUGUACCGACUCCCGGCACAAGUGCUACAUCAGGUCUGCGCCCAGGACUUGGCAAGCCUCCCUCCAUGGACCCUCUAGUUAACCAAGCCGCUGCUGCAGGUUUGAGGACUCCACUGGCAGUUCCUGGUCCUUAUGGCACUCCCUUUGGAAUGGUUCCACAUGCGGGUAUGAAUGGUGAACUUACCAGUCCUGGAGCUGCCUAUGCUAGUUUGCACAACAUGUCCCCACAGAUGAGUGCGGCUGCAGCAGCAGCUGCUGUUGUGGCCUAUGGGCGGUCUCCAAUGGUUGGUUUUGAUCCCCCUCCUCAUAUGAGAGUACCCGGAAUGCCUCCAAACUUAGCUGGAAUCCCUGGAGGAAAGCCUUUGUAUAUGAGCCUUCUUGUAAUUAUAAAUCACGGGGAAGUGGUUUGUGCUGUAACCAUCAGCAACCCCACAAGACACGUUUACACUGGUGGGAAAGGAUGUGUCAAGGUCUGGGACAUCAGCCAACCUGGCAACAAAAGCCCUGUUUCUCAGCUGGACUGCUUAAACCGAGAUAACUAUAUCAGAUCAUGUAAAUUACUCCCUGAUGGAUGCACUCUGAUUGUCGGAGGGGAAGCCAGCACGUUAUCCAUAUGGGACCUAGCAGCUCCCACCCCGCGUAUAAAAGCAGAGCUGACAUCAUCUGCUCCUGCCUGCUAUGCUCUGGCUAUCAGCCCUGACUCCAAGGUCUGCUUCUCCUGUUGUAGUGAUGGCAACAUUGCAGUGUGGGACUUACACAAUCAGACUCUUGUAAGGCAAUUCCAGGGCCACACAGAUGGAGCCAGCUGUAUUGACAUUUCUAAUGAUGGUACCAAGCUCUGGACAGGAGGUUUGGACAACACCGUACGAUCCUGGGACUUGCGUGAAGGACGACAGCUACAACAACAUGACUUCACGUCACAGAUCUUCUCCCUUGGAUACUGUCCAACUGGUGAAUGGCUUGCAGUAGGAAUGGAAAGCAGUAAUGUGGAAGUUCUGCAUGUAAAUAAACCAGAUAAAUAUCAGCUGCAUCUGCAUGAGAGCUGUGUGUUAUCAUUAAAGUUUGCAUAUUGUGGUAAAUGGUUUGUGAGUACAGGGAAAGACAACCUUCUUAAUGCUUGGAGAACACCAUAUGGAGCCAGUAUAUUCCAGUCCAAAGAAUCCUCAUCGGUGCUGAGCUGCGACAUCUCUGCGGAUGAUAAAUACAUUGUCACUGGAUCAGGGGACAAGAAGGCUACAGUCUAUGAAGUGAUCUACUGAAAGAGAUUGGAUUAUUACUUUGUACAAAUGAUCUGGGCCAAAAUCUACUUUUGCGUAGCAGGAGAAAGAAAAGCCGACUUUUUAUCCCGAAUAUGAAACUUUUUGCCUGUGUAUAUAGAGAAAAUGCAAUAUGGACUUGCUGAACCUCCUAUACGUUGAGAUCUGACUGCCUGGAUCAAGCUGAAGUCAACAUAUAAUGAACGUAUGAUGUCUUAAUGUGUCUGCUGAAAACAUUUUUUUUUUUUUUUUUUUAAGAAAAAUUUUUUUUUUUUUUUUUUAUAUUUUUGUGUGUCAGUUGUAUAAAAUGUAAAUAUUUGUUUUCCUACAGUAAAGUCUUUAGUACCAACAACAUUUUUUAUUUUUAUUUUGUAACUGUCAAUAUGUAAAUUGAUUUUCAUGGUGUAUAUAGGAUUUGUAAUUACUUGCAGUUACCAAGGUUGUGACUGUUUAUUCUUUUACUACACUGUGAUAGGUCUAGUCAAGUUGUAAAUGUUAUUUGAAAUAGCAGAUGCACAGUAACUUGACACCUGAUUAGUAGCUGUACGUUUAUAAGCCCGAAUCCUUUCUCUAGACAGUAUUCUUUCCUCAUAACUUACUCUUGUAGUGUGAUUGUCAUUGUUCAAGCUCUUUUCAAAACAUAAUUUCUUUCCAUUUCACAAAUCUCAGAGACUAAUCAUCCAGAAUUUAUGAAGAACCAUUUUUGAAGUGUAUGUAUAUAUACAAUUAAAAUGCAUUUGUAAGAUGGUUAGGUGUAUGAUUUUGUUCCCAUUUGAUGUCAAUCUUGAUGGGUGCUGUCAUCUAAUGGCAUCUCAAUCGAAUCUCUGUAAAAGAGUGCAGUUCAUGGGAACAUUUGGGGAUUUUUUUUUAUAGUCUUUAAUACUGAAAGGCUUUUUCCCCUUCUGUGAUUAACAUAAAUAAUAGAAAAAGCCCUGUAAAUAUAGAGUUCUGCAGAAUAGUCAUUUUGCUUCUGUUCCUCUAGUUUAUUUGUUUUUUGGGGUUUUUUUUUUUUAAAUGGAUACAUACGAUAAGCCUGCUCAGUAUUUUUAGCCAUGUGUAAUUGGCUUCUUGCAGGAAUUGGAACCUAAAUCUUCUGCUGCUUUUUCCCCCUUUUAAUAUUCCUUUGUGAAAUUUUAGGAUCAUGGCUGUUCAGCUGCAUCCAUCACACAACUGAUUUAUUUAUUUUAAGAUGAAAACAUUUGGUGAGCAGUGAACCUUGCAUCAUAUUGUAAGCCUUCCAUAGAGUCCAUUAUGAAUGUUUUUAUAAAAGCAAAGACUUUUGAUUUUUUUGUUAAUGAAGUCUAUACUUCAUUACUAUGUCUGAAUAAAACUUAA